UACGACGAUUGAACCAGUCUAUGCAAAUGUUACGUUGCAGUGUUUGCACAGUUUAUGUUUUGAGUUAAAUUUCAGCUAUGACUGUUGAUGCAGGGAAGGGGUUUACCCUUCCAUCAGGACCAUCCAAUUUAUGUUUUGACAAAGAAGAAUUUAUGAAAACGGAGUUCCACGUGGAUAAGUUUGUUGUCGAGUGUCGUCGCCACGUGCAGCUCGAAAGUUUACGAGACGACCUCAAUAUCUACCUGAAGAUUCUCAAGAGCGCCAUGAUUGAACUCAUCAACAAGGACUACGCAGACUUCGUCAACCUGUCAACCAACUUGGUUGGCAUGGACAAGGCUAUCAGCAGUCUGACAGUUCCGCUCGGACAACUCAAGGAAGAAGUUCUCAAUGUUCAGACCGCGAUGGACGAAGCGAUAGCAGCUGUUGAAGAGAAACUCAAACAUCAACAAGAGAUCCAGAAUAACAAGGCAUGUCUACAGCGUCUGUUGAACAUCACUCAGUCUGUGGAGAAGAUUGAACACCUGCUGGGAAUCAAGACAUCCUCUCAGUCCACCUCACAGUCACCGGGCCAGCUGAGUGGUCAGUUGAUUGAGAGAGUGGCGACCGAGUUCAACAAACUACAGUUCUACGUGACCAAGAGUCGCGGGUUGCCUCUUGUCGAGAAGAUCAAACCGAGGAUAGCGAUGAUCACCACCACUCUACAGUACAGUCUGGAGGGCUCGUUUCUGGAAGGACUAGAGACGAAUAAUGUGGACAUUCUGCGUCAGUGUCUGAGGACGUACGCACUAAUCGACAAGACUCGCGACGCGGAGACACUGUUCAGACAACACGUGGUGAAGCCCUACCUCGAGGAGGUAAUAACAGAAGAGUUUAUUCGAUCAGGCAGCCAGGGUCUACGUGGAAUGUUUGCCAAAGUUGUUGAAUUUAUUCCCAAGAAGUGCAAGGUCCUCAAAGACGUCACCAGUGGUGGAUCAGGGACAACGGAGGUUGUGCGUGGCUACGAUUUCCUCGUCAACUCAGUCUGGCCAGAAAUUGUCAGCAACUUGGAAGCCAGAACACCGUCCAUUUUUGCACCUGGAAAUCCAGACAUAUUUCAUGAGAAAUACCUGCUGAGUAUGGAGUUCCUGGCGAGGUUUGAGAGAAUGUGUGGCUCCCAGGCGAGCGUGAAGCGACUGCGAGACCACGCCAGCUACCAAACGUUCAUGACCAAGUGGAGUCUGCCUGUGUACUUCCAAAUCAGAUUUCAAGAGAUUGCUGGAGCGUUUGAAUUUUCACUUAUUACAGGCUUAAAUAAUGCAGAUUCGUCAAGUGAGUUUCAGUUGCUCUGCACAUCCAUCUUGUGGGAGAUGCUGGGGCGGGGCUGGGCUGGCGAUGUUUUCCUCCCAUCCCUGGUGCACCGGUUCUGGAAACUCGAUCUACAGCUGCUCUCUCGAUACACGACGUGGCUUGAUGAGAUAUACGAGGAAGAGAACACUAGAAGAAAGGACCAGACAGGAGACAAACACACGAAGCCAGUCAGUGGUGGUGGCAAUGGAGAACCAGUGAGGUCUUUCUCUCCUCACCCACCGGAGAGUUCGGCAAAUCCACCAAUCACAAUUGGGCAGAUCGUUUGUUUAAUAUGUGAUUCAGAAAAACUAACACAAAUGCUUCCAGGUCUGUUUGACACGACCGUGUUGCCACGGCUACAAGAGGCUAAUGUCCAGGAUGCUGCUACAUUGAAAGACUGCCUGGAUGACUGUAAGACUGCGAUAGAGGCACGACUGCCCAAGUUUCAGCAGUUCAUCGUAGGAGACAUCAUCACCCAGUGUUCCGUUUACCUGAAGCAAGUCAGCGACAUACCCAGGCUGUACCGCAGAACCAACAGAGAGGUGCCAAGCAAGCCGUCGACGUACGCGGGAAACCUGCUGAAACCGCUGCGGCUGUUUGUGGACGAACACCGCGCGACGCUGGGUGACAAGCAGAGACACGACCUGCUGGUGCACGUCUUCACUACCAUCGCACAACAAUACUAUGACGUGACAUGUGAAGUUCUGACGUCCGUCAAGAAGAUGGAGGAUAGUCUGAAGAGACUGAAGAAGGCGCGGGGAAGCGACAAGUCGUCGGGCGGGACGCACGGGAUGACCGACGAUGACAAAAUCAGACAGCAGCUCUGUGUGGAUGUGGCUACAUUUGGAAAAGAGGUUGAAUCUUUUGGUGUGUCCCCUGCACUGGUCCCUGGAUUAAAGAACUUGCAAGAGCUGGCAGAAGAAGCUAAAGCAACGAUAUCGUCGUAGAGCCCACAACCAGCAGUCUACCGAGAAAGAGACCAGUUACAUAAUAAACUGAUUUAUAAGUUAAAAUCUCAGCAGUCAUUCAGUGAGAGUCCAGUAAUCUGCAAGGAAGGAUAACUUUUCAUCUAAGAGUUGGGUUCUUGGUUGUUAAUAUAUUGGAAAUAUUUUCACAAAUGUUUGUAUAUUUUAUGUAUAUUUUGUUUGUUGUUAAAUACAAUAAAGAAUGGGAAUAUU
Messenger RNA from Gigantopelta aegis, 2504 nucleotides. RefSeq names its product conserved oligomeric Golgi complex subunit 2-like. The record is from RefSeq and is a predicted model, not a curated record. The transcript is spliced from 18 exons. Bases 78 to 2273 code for a protein of 731 amino acids. Gene Ontology annotation, cellular component: membrane; COG complex. Gene Ontology annotation, biological process: Golgi organization; protein transport; intra-Golgi vesicle-mediated transport. NCBI's taxonomy places the organism in Eukaryota, Metazoa, Mollusca, Gastropoda, Neomphalida, Peltospiridae.